AUGUGGUGCACAUGCGGGUGGCGUCGGAGCAGGACAGGAGGUGCACCAGCGGGCGGCGGCGGACAGGACAGGAGUUGGCCCUCCAUCAGGCGGCGGUGGGUCACGAUAGGAGGUGGUACACCAGCGGGCGGCGGCGGGGCAGAACAGGAGGUGGUGCACCAGCGUCCGGCGUUGGGGCAUGAUAGGAGGUGCACCAGCGGGCUGUGGUGGGCCAGGACAGUAGGUGGUGCACCAGCUGCCAGCGGCGAGGCACUACAGGAGGUGGUGCACCAACGGCCGGCGGCGGGGAAGGACAGGAGUUGGUGCACCAGCGGGCGGCGGCGGGGCAGGACUGGAAGUGGUUCACAAGCGGGCGGCGGCGGGGCAGGAAGGAGGUGGUACAUCAGCGGGCGGCGGCGGGAUAGGACAGGUGGUGCAUCAGCGGGCGGCUGUGGGGCAGGACAGGAGGUGGUGCACCAGCGAGCGGUGGAGGUGCAGGACACGAGGUGGCGCAGCAGCGGGCGGCACCGAAGCAGGACAGGAGAUGGUACACCAGCGGCCGGCUCCGGGGCACUACAGGUGUAG
Molecule: messenger RNA, 564 nt
Organism: Scylla paramamosain (green mud crab)
Lineage: Eukaryota; Metazoa; Arthropoda; Malacostraca; Decapoda; Portunidae
Product: loricrin-like
Exons: 1
Coding region: 1-564 (187 amino acids)
Source: RefSeq, a predicted model, not a curated record